AUCGGUAAAGAGACCUGCAGAGACCUGGCAGGCAGAGGAGCCCGGGUGGUGAUGGCGUGCAGGGACCUGUCGAGAGCAGAGUGCGCCGCUGAGGAGGUCCGACGUUCAACAGGAAAUGGUAACGUGGUAAUCAGACACCUGGACCUCGCCUCCAUUUAUUCCGUUACUCAGUUCGCCAAGGACUUCCUGGACAGUGAAGACAGACUGGACAUCCUGAUCAACAAUGCAGGUGUGAUGAUGUGUCCCAGGUGGAUAACAGAAGAUGGGUUUGAGACCCAGAUGGCUGUCAAUCAUCUGGGUCACUUUCUGUUGACCAAUCUACUGCUGCCAAUGCUAAAAAGCUCUGCCCCCAGCCGUAUCAUCAAUGUUUCAUCCAUUGCUCACCAGGGAGGUCGUAUCGACUUUGAUGACUUGUUCUUCAGUAAAAAACCAUACAGCGCUUUGGAGAGCUACAGACAGAGCAAACUGGCCAAUGUUCUGUUCACCCGAGAACUGGCACAGAGACUCAGAGGUUCUGGUGUGUCUACCUUUUGUCUCCAUCCGGGUGUGAUCCGGACCGAACUUAUUCGCCAUGUAGCGGGUUUGUUUCCCCUGAUUGGGGGGCUACUGAGGCUCCCGGGCCUGCUGCUCAUGAAGACCCCGUGGCAGGGCUGCCAGACAACAGUGUUCUGCGCAGUGACGCCAGGCCUGGAGGACCGGUCCGGCUGCUAUUUCAGUGACUGUAGAGAGAAGGGGGCGGCACCGGAGGGGCAGGACGACGAGGCGGCAAAGAGGCUGUGGGAGGAAAGCACCAGAUUGGUUGGUCUGAAGGACAUGUACUGACCUCUGACCAGUACCUCUGACCCCUUCAGAAAAGAGAAAAGAAUGUUUUGCUAGUUUGUGCUUUUAUUUUGAAGGUUUCCUUCUAAAACC
Messenger RNA from Nematolebias whitei (Rio pearlfish), 912 nucleotides. Its product is annotated as retinol dehydrogenase 13. The record is from RefSeq and is a predicted model, not a curated record. Lineage: Eukaryota; Metazoa; Chordata; Actinopteri; Cyprinodontiformes; Rivulidae. Bases 52 to 822 code for a protein of 256 amino acids. The transcript has 6 exons.